This is a messenger RNA of Tuber aestivum (summer truffle), 1866 nucleotides long. NCBI's taxonomy places the organism in Eukaryota, Fungi, Ascomycota, Pezizomycetes, Pezizales, Tuberaceae. The record is from the annotation of a GenBank genome assembly.
AUGGCUACGAAGAAUUCCACUCCGGCCAAUCCUACCGCCGACAACCAGAUUACAGAGCUAUUCCCUACCAUCGAGGAUGGAGCGGGCAAAGCAACCGGGGAGCGCGCUCCGGUGCCGACGGGUCCCGGCUCCGCCCCCACCCACCCGGACGGAAGGCAGAAAGGAAAACGAUCUCUACCAGACGACAAAUGUGAAGAACCCCACAGCGAGCCAGUAGCGCUAGCGGUUUCGUACCAGCUCUGGAGAUUUUUGCACGGAGAAUCCUCAUCCGAGGAUUCCUCAUUCGGCGAACACUCAUGCGGGGAAUCCCACCCAAAGAAAAAGCGAAGAAUUCUAGAUAUAACAAGGAAAAUUGAUUUACUAUUCCCGGAUGGAGCUGGUAGCCCAUCUUCGAGCAGUACUAGUGUCGGUAGUAGAAGUGGUUCCAACGCGGGCAUCGGAGGUGGAGGUUCCGGCAGUGGCGUAGGCGAAAGCACAGACAUAAGUUCAAGAACUGGCACCCUCUCCAGCAACCCCUUUGCCCUGUUGUUGGGCCAAGUGCGAGAUGAUCCAGACUACUCGUACGCCAUGAGCCAAUACCUGAGCGAACCACCCAAGGAUGGCGGCCCAACCCUCUUGGCCAGAACGAGCGAGAUGAGGGAAAACGGUUUCCCAGAAGGCGAUCCGUCACCAUCGAGCGAAUAUCAGGCAAACCCCACCACCACCCUCAGAGGUAUGCUUUUUCUUUCUUUUUUCCUGAUCAUACACACUACCGGUAGCUGCAUGGUCCCCGCGUCAUAUCCGACGCCCACGAGUACUGUGUGGUCAACAUUGGGCGGACACUAAUACGACGAAGUCUUAGUUCCAUUACCGGUGGAUGGAGGCGACCGGGAUCCAAUGGAGUUGGGGGAGGAACAAGAGGGGAGAGGGGUCUGACGCUCUUGGGAGAGAGCGUUCUGCGGGAUUACGGGCCUUUUAAUUCGCUAGAUGGGAGACAUUCGUAAGUGCAACACCCCUUGACCGCUGUUUGCCCUCCCGCCUUCAUAGGUUACCGGUAUGCGGCCUGGUGCCUUCUACAGGCACUCGAGCACUCCCCACGUCUGAGCUGUACUAACGAAGGCCGAUGCAAUAGGCCCCUUUACAACAGGGUUGGGAUGGUUGUUAUGGAAGGUAUUUGCCUAUGCCUCACAAAUCGGCUCAAUCAGGUAUGUUUCCAAUGUAGCGGUUGCCUGCACUUGCACAGUAUCCCUGGAUUUCCAUCACGACUGACUGUUACCGCAUUGCUUGACAGCCCGUACCCGAAAGAAUGAAAACGUCAGGUUCGGGCCAAGGCCGAUGUAGAAUGAUGAGUGCACGAAAAGAAAAAAGGAGGAAUGUUCCACCACCCCCCAUCUCUUACGACACUCGAGUAUCACAAAACCGGGUGUCCUUGGUAUUAUACGAUGGCUAGAUGGGGGGGGUUCGGGGGAAAUGUUAUUGGGUAGAUGGAUGAUGGUUUCCCUCUGCACGCCUAUUAUCGUACUCAAGUGCUCGAGUACUCGCAUGCGUAGAUGACUACACGUACAUGGAGGAAGGGUUUCCCCUUUCCUCCUCCCCAGACCCUUAUUCUCUUUUGUCUCGGAUUAGUUAGCGGGCCCAAACGCGGGAUUUCAUUGGAUUAUUCAAUAGAGAUGGAUAAAUAAUAAACGCACAACGCGGCCCUUUUGUUUUUCCGUAUUCCUAUUUUUAUCCUCUCCCCCCCAACUUCCGGCUCAGCUUUCGUUUUGUGCCUUCAAGAUGCGUGAAAAGGAGGAAGAGUAAAAAAAAUAGUACCCGAGUACGGUAGGGAAAUAGUACAGUACACGCAGGGAAAUGGUGGGGAAAUACUACCGGUAGUAGUAGAAAUGU